AUUUGGGAUGACGUCAUCGAACUACCAACUCCAGGAAACUGGAAGUUCUUAGUACGACUCCGUGUUUAACUGCAGUCUUAAUUCAGGAGUUUUACACAAGAAACCCUGCGGCGGGAGAAAAUAUUCGCGUGUUUUUGCAUUUAUUAUUUAAAGAAGCUGUCUUUGUAGAUAAACUUUUUGCGAAUCUAAAGCAGGAGUACGAGCAGGACAUAAAGUCUCCACACGUCACUAACUAAAGAUGUUGUCUUCGAGUCUGCUGGCUAAUAACCACACCGAACUCCAUGAUGACCAAGCGCAUAAAGUGGAUAAAUACCUGCACCAUCUUCAUCUGUCAGAUCAGACUUUGAUGGAUGUGUCUAUAAGAUUUCGACGAGAGAUGGACAAAGGCCUGUGCAGAGACACCAACCCCACCGCUGCUGUCAAGAUGCUGCCCACAUUUGUGCGCUCCACUCCUGAUGGAACAGAGCAAGGUGAAUUCCUGGCCCUCGACCUUGGUGGAUCCAACUUCCGAGUGCUCCUGGUCAAAGUUGGCAAGCAAGAGGUGGAGAUGGAAAAUCAGAUUUAUGCCAUUCCUGAACACCUCAUGAGAGGCAAUGGGUCUGAGUUAUUUGAACACAUAGCUGAUUGUCUGGCUAAUUUCCUGGAGAAGUUGGGCAUAAAGGAUAAAAAGCUUCCUCUGGGUUUCACCUUCUCCUUUCCCUGUCAGCAAACCAAGUUGGACGAGAGUGUUUUGGUGUCUUGGACCAAAGGCUUCAAGUCAAGCGGCGUAGAGGGAAAGGAUGUGGUCAGCCUUCUGAGGAAAUCCAUCAAAAAACGAGGGGACUUUGACAUUGACAUUGUAGCUGUGAUCAAUGACACAGUGGGAACCAUGAUGACCUGUGGCUACGAUGAUCGUCACUGUGAAAUUGGCCUCAUUGUGGGAACGGGUACCAAUGCCUGCUACAUGGAGCAGAUGAGGAACCUUGAGUUGCUAGACGGUGACGAGGGGCGGAUGUGUGUAAAUACAGAGUGGGGUGCUUUUGGAGACGAUGGUGCCCUGGAGGACCUGCGCACUGACAUUGACCGGGAAAUAGACGCUGGCUCGCUGAACCCUGGCAAGCAACUGUUUGAAAAGAUGAUCAGCGGCAUGUACAUGGGGGAACUGGUGCGUCUUAUCCUGGUGAAGAUGACCAAAGAGCAGCUGCUGUUCCAGGGCAAGACUACGGCAAUGCUCCUCACCACUGGAAGCUUCAACACCAGCUACAUCUAUGCCAUUGAGAAUGACAAAGAUGAGGAAGGUCUGGUUAGUGCUGAAAAGGUGCUUCGGGGCCUCGGUCUGGACCCGUCGGUUGAGGACUGCAUAGCCACUCAGAGGGUGUGUCAGAUAGUAUCUACACGGGCCGCACACUUGUGUGCUGCUACUCUAGUGGCUGUGCUGCGGCAGAUACGGGAUAACAAAGCAGCUGAGAAGCUGCGUGCCACUAUUGGAGUGGAUGGCUCUGUUUACAAGAAUCAUCCAGAGUUUUCCAGGAGGCUCCACAAGAUGGUACGGCGACUUGUGCCGGACUGCGAUGUGCGUUUUUUGCAGUCACAGUGUGGUAGUGGAAAGGGUGCAGCCAUGGUAACAGCAGUAGCCUACCGUCUUGCCGCUCAACAUGCUGAGCGUCAGCGCAUCCUCGACACCCUGCGUUUGAGCCGUGAACAGCUGCUGGAGGUGAAGAGGCGAAUGAGUGAGGAGAUGGUGAGAGGCCUGUCAAAGCAAACCCAUGAGCAGACGAGUGUCAAGAUGCUUCCCACCUAUGUCAGAUCCACACCAGAUGGAACAGAGCAUGGUGACUUCUUGGCUUUGGACUUUGGGGGCUCCAGCUUUCGGGUGCUGCUGGUGCGAGUGCGAAGUGGAAAGAAACACAAUGUGGACAUGCACCACAAGAUCUACAGUAUCCCGCAGGAGACCAUGCAGGGCACAGGGGAAGAGCUUUUCAACCACAUUGUGUACUGUAUUGCCGACUUUCUGGAAUACAUGGGCAUGAGAGGAGCAUCCUUACCUCUGGGAUUUACAUUCUCCUUCCCCUGUCGUCAAAGCAAACUGGAUCAGGGCAUUCUUCUGAAGUGGACAAAAGGUUUCAAAGCCAGCGGCUGUGAGGGACAAGAUGUUGUUAUGUUACUUAAAGAUGCUGUUCGCCGCAGACAGGAAUUUGACUUGAACUUUGUGGCGGUGGUUAAUGACACAGUGGGAACUAUGAUGACCUGUGGCUAUGAGGACCCCAAAUGUGAGGUGGGGCUCAUUGUAGGCACAGGGACCAAUGCCUGCUACAUGGAGGAAAUGCAGAACAUCGAACUGAUGCAAGGUGAUGACGGUCGUAUGUGUGUCAACAUGGAGUGGGGAGCAUUUGGUGACAAUGGCGAACUUGAUGCCUUCUGCACCCAGUUUGAUCACAUUGUUGAUGAUUGCUCUAACAACCCUGGGAAACAGAGGUAUGAGAAGAUGAUCAGUGGCAUGUACCUGGGGGAGAUAGUGAGGAAUGUGCUACUGGAUUUUACUGCUAAGGGUCUGCUGUUCAGAGGCAAACUGUCAGAGCGACUCAAGACACGGGGCAUCUUCGAGACAAAGUUCCUGUCACAGAUUGAAAGUGACCGUCUGGCCAUGCGACAGGUCCGCUCAAUUCUGCAGCACCUGGGCCUCACCAGCUCCACAUGUGACGACAGCGUACUGGUGAAAGAGGUGUGUAGUGUGGUUGCCCGCCGUGCAGCUCAGCUCUGCGGUGCUGGUUUAGCCGCUGUGGUCGACAAGAUCCGACAGAACCGCAACCUGAAUCAGCUUUCCAUCACCGUGGGAGUGGACGGCACCCUUUAUAAGACGCACCCACAUUUCUCUAGCAUCAUGCAAGAGACAUUGCAGGAUUUGGCACCGCAGUGUCGGGUGACUUUCCACAAGUCAGAGGAUGGCAGUGGGAAGGGAGCAGCACUGAUCACAGCUGUGGCCUGUAGGAUCAAGAGCGAAGGGUAGCACUGAAUCAUCAAGACAGUGAACAGGUAGAACCAGAGCUACUGCGACUGCUUUUCUGUUCCAGGUCACCAAAAUAAAGUCACAUACACCUUGACCUGAGUUUAGAUCUUUAGUACUGAAAUGUUUAAUCUGAUCUAUUUUGUGUGUGUGGGUUCACAUACACGUGUGUGAAUGUGAGUUUUUUGUUUGUGUUUGGAAUAGACAUAUUUAUAGUGUGAGCUGACGUAGGAUGGUGGUAAAAUAACUUCAGAAGUUACAGUUCAGCUUGUGUGUUAGAGAAGUUGCACCUUCUGUGAAAUAUGACUGUUACAAGCUUGUUUGUUACGCUGCCCCCCCCCCCUUUUUCUUCCUUUUUGCCCCUUCAAACUCCCAGGUUUCAUCUCGGCUGAUGAUUUUAUCACAGUGAAUUUAUAGUGUCACAUCAAUUUUAAGAAUGAUCAAACAAUAUUUGAAUUUGAAUACUUUUUAUACAGUUGUAAAGUUUAACUUUUUCAAAUUUGUCUUCAUAUUAGUAUAAAAUAUUUAAAGAUGUCAUUAAAAAUAAAUGUUGUACUCCCCAUCUCUACACUGUGAGUAGACCAUCUACCAUCAAUAAGAAAAGACUAGCUAGACUGACUAGAGUGACUCAGACAUAACAUAAUUAAAGAGUUUGCGACAACACCAGAAGCCUUAAUUGCUUACCUGGAGGGGGAAGUUAAUUAAACCACAGUGGCCAAAAGUAAAGGACAAGGAUUAGUAGCACUCUUGGGGUUGGGAGGAGGGAAUACAGAAAGUAAAAGGGGGGAUUGGUUCUACUCUUUUUAGACUAGUUUGAUUUAUUUUUUGUCUUUUGUAUUGUAUGUAUUUGUAUUUUUUUGGAUUGUGCAUUGUACAAAGGGAAAAAAAAGACAAUAUAUGACAUCUGGUAGUUCUGCAAGUGUCUGUACAGGUCUGUAGCUUCAGUGAGAGAUUUCAGAACAUUACAGAAUCACACUUGUGAGAAUCUGUUGUUUUCCCUGAAAUGUUUUGUUAAAACCAUAAACACCAACAUCUGGUUGUGUAAUCACUACAAUCAGCCUUUGUUUAUGGAACAAAUGUUUAUGGAGUAAUGCACAAAUACCAUAAAUAUCCUAUUACUGUAUCCAAUGGUGAAAUGUUUUUACCCCACUGAUUACACCAUGUUUGAUUAGCUUGAUAGGAAUACAAAUCUUCCAGUGCUCUGAAACUAAAACUAAGCUUUUUGCUUUUUAAAGAACAUAUCCUAUAUUUAUAGAAAGACAGAGUUCUUCAGCCAACAGCAGAUUGUCUGCUUUUGAUUUAGAUACAAGCUAACAACAGCUGUUAUUACUGUGUACUGUAAGCCUGAUCAUAAUUACCCUGCUUUCAUCAACAAUGUCAUCAAAGACUGUCACAAUAAAAUUGGCCUUGAAUUGC
Molecule: messenger RNA, 4399 nt
Organism: Siniperca chuatsi (mandarin fish)
Lineage: Eukaryota; Metazoa; Chordata; Actinopteri; Centrarchiformes; Sinipercidae
Gene: hk2
Product: hexokinase 2
Exons: 18
Coding region: 239-2986 (915 amino acids)
Biological process (GO): intracellular glucose homeostasis; glucose 6-phosphate metabolic process; glycolytic process
Cellular component (GO): mitochondrion; cytosol
Molecular function (GO): mannokinase activity; fructokinase activity; D-glucose binding
Source: RefSeq, a predicted model, not a curated record